AUUUAUCCAGCUGUCCAGCGUCCACCACGUCGCCGAUCGUCAUGCUCUUUGCUGGGAACGGCGGUGGCUGGGAGCUGUGUGCGAAAUUUGAAGCCGUAGCCUGGUGUUCAGGGGGUCCACAGGCCCAAUCAAGACGCAUGCCGGGGAGAGGCCGGACCUUGCGUGGACGCCUUUUCAAAAGGGCCGUCGUGCGCUGCUGACUCUUGAGAAUGAUUGUCCUCCCGCUCCGUCUCCUCCGUCUUCCUCCUGAGUCCUGGCCCAGCUGGACUUGGACGAUUACCUGAUUCUUGCACCGCACCUGAACUGCUUUUUGUCCUUUUUUUCGCCGACAGAACGUGCUGACCACAUCAACUUCCCUCCGCUGUCGCACCCCCGCACCCUCCCACCUCCUCUACCCUCUACUACCACCUACCUUACCUUACCCUCUACUACACCCUCUCCUCAGGCAUCUAUGCAUCGGGCGCUAGUCACUUUUGCACCACAUCGACACCUCGCGGGCAUAGCGCGAGUAAACACUACGACCACCUAACCACCCUACUUACCACCACCUCCUACCACCUCUUUACUCGCUGGGCCCGCUUUCCUGCCACCUGUCUGUCUGCCUGCAUACGCCCAACCGCACACACCGCGAAUACGACUAUUCCCCCCAACGCUGGCGCCAUCUAGUACAUACCGCGCGCGCGUCCUGUCUGGUGGCGACUACUCAUCAUUAUUGUGGCUCCAGCAGGCAGCGGCUUCCGGCCCAAAAGCGCUCAGCCAGUCAGGUGCGCGGAACAGCUCGGCGGACCGAACCGACCCUAGCGGCCUCUCGAAUCACCCUCUUUACUAUUUCUUCUAAACAACUUGAUCGCCUUUCGAAGUUCCGCAGGCGCCACAGAGCCGCAAGCUUCGAAAGAAACAUCGCCCGCCAUCGAAAAAAAAAAACCAAACAACCCGCCCCACCUCACACCCCUGCCGCUGCCUGACUGUCGCGUGCGCGCAUCGCAUCAUUGACGUGUUUCUUUAUCUUUGCGCCUUCCUCGACAUCACGCGACGCGGCCAGGACACGUAGCACGCGUAUCAAUCCUUUGCGCCAAUCCGACUGGAACCUUGAUCGCGUCGCUCCCAAUAUGGCUUCCGAGGUCGCGCAGCCGGUGGACAACACCGUCGCGCACAAUGAAAAGUCACUCACCAAUGGUGAUGGCGACCAUACCAUGACCGACACCGCAAACUCCGAUGCCUUCGAAGGAAACGCUGCGAUAUCAAAAGUCGAUUCGAACCUGGUCGAGAAAGCCGAUGCGCCGACGGAAACGAUGGACACCGAAACCGUCGCAACUGAACCCAAACCAAUAGAGCAUGUCGCGCCAGGCAUCACACCCGUCUCGGAUUUCAUGCCCAAAGAUGCGCCGACUUCGCAUCCCACUCCUCCACCUGACGAUGAGCCAGCGGUCACCUCCGAUUCCAAUGGCGAUGUGGUCAUGACUUCGGUUGAGGAAGUCGUGUUGCCAGAAUCAACUGCAAUUGUUCAGGACGCGACACCGGAUGUGGUCCAGGAUCCUGUUGAGCCCGUCAAAACUGCACAGCCUGCGUCACAUUCCGCGACUGACUCCGUGGUGGAGCCUACCAAUGUAAUCGUUGCGCAAUCCAAGCCUGACGAAGACCUUGCGCCGGUGUCUGCAACCUCGGAGUCGAGCCUUGUACGGCCACGAGAGGAAGAGGAUGGUGAUGCUGAGGAAGAAGAGCGCGCUGCGAAGCGGACGAGAAUCAACGAGACGGGACAAGAAGAGCUUGGUGCAGCUGCAGUAGAGGCCAGCGCAGAUGCAAAUGUCAACCCAGCACCUGCGCCCGUACAAACCAAAGUGGAACUGGACCCAGAACCCAAGACUGAUGUUGUGGAUGUGAAGCAGCCUGCAGAAGAAGUAACAAGCGCAAAUGUACAGGCCCCGCCUGUGGCAUCGAGCGAUCCUGCUGCAGACGUCGAACCAAAGGCCACGGAUUCCGGCAGCAAGCCGGUCGGAACAGAAGUGAAGGCCGCUGCAGAUCCUCCCGUUGCACCACGAUCACUGGCCUCCGCAUCGACGACAAAGUAUAGCACUCAGCCCAUGACUCAGGCACAAUCACGCUUCUUGCAAGAGAAGAUGAAGAAUCUGAAGAAGACCAAAAACUCCCUUCCCUUUCUUCACCGUGUCGAUCCGAUAGCGCUUAACAUCCCUUCGUACACAGAAAUCAUCAAACAUCCCAUGGAUCUAGGCACGAUGGAGCAGAAAUUGAAGGGCGGAAAGUAUGGGACCGUUCAGGAUUUUGCAGACGAUUUCAACCUGAUCAUCCACAACACGCAAACGUUCAAUGGUCCGGGUCACGCCGUGACCCAGGCUGGUAUGGCGAUGGAAGCAUAUUUUAGGAAAAUGAUGGAAACUGUCCCAAGCGCCAAUCAGCCGGCUCCAGCCAAGGCUCAGCCGAAGAAGGCUUCGCCCAAACCACCAGCUCUGGCCCGACGAGAGUCGCGCUCUGCACAUCCUGCACCCACGCCCGCGAUAACGGGAACGUCGGAACCAUUCGCCCUUCAGCCUGACGGCACACCGCAGAUCCGUCGAGAGUCCACCACGAAUCGCCCUGCGCGUGUCAUCAAGCCGCCGCCCGCGCGAGAGCUCGCUUACGCCAAACCCAAGCGCAAGGAGCACCAACUGGAGUUGAAAUUUGCCGAAGAUGUCUUGGACAAGAUUCGAGGACCCAAGUAUGCGGCUCUUGCUACCGUUUUCUUGACGCCCGUGGAUCCCGUGGCGUUGAAUAUUCCGCACUAUCGCCAGAUCGUCAAGAACCCCAUGGAUCUGGGGACCAUGACGCAAAAGCUCAAGAACGGCCAAUAUAGUCGAGCUUCGGAAGUUAAGAAGGACUUUGACCUCAUGAUUAGCAACUGCCUCGCCUUCAAUCCCAACGGAAAUCCAGUGCGCGAUAUGGGCAUUCAGCUUCAGCGCGAAUUUGAAUCUUUGUGGCGCGAGAAAGAGAAGUGGGAGAAGAAGCAACGCCAGGCACGUGUCGCCUCUGCUUCUGACGACGAAGAGAGUGCCGAGGAGGAAGAAGAUGAGGAGGAAGAGCAGCCGCAAGAUGCUGCUCAGACUAUAUUGGCGUUGCAGAAGCAACUCGCAGAUAUGCAGAACGCCCUUGCCGGGUUAGGUCAGCCGCCCAAGCCGAAGAAGGCAAAGGCAGCGAAGAGCCACAGCAAGAAGAGUAGUGCAGCACCUGCUCCCAAGUCGAAGCCAGCACCAGCGCCCAAGACGAAGGCCAAAAAGGGAGCCAGGGACGUCACGUAUGAGGAGAAGCAGGAGAUAUCCGAGGCGGUCGGUAAGAUGAAUGCGGCUCAAGUCGAGCAGCUGACACAAAUCAUCACGUCCAAUUGCCAAAAGUAUGCCGAGCAAGAAGAAAUGGAACUCGAGAUUGACGAUCUACCCAACAAUGUUCAGGCCAUGCUCUUGACGUUUGUUCGGGGCAUCUUUGGCAACCCACGCAAAAAGGCUCGCGCUGUGACCCCAGACGACGGCGCUGGUGCAGACGACGAUGAUUUCGAGCCGGGAGAGCGGCGUGGCGCCAAGAGUGGCGGUGGCAAGCGGAAGAAACACAAGCCCAUGGGCAAAGACGAGCAGCAAAAGGUCAUCGAUAAUAUCGAGAAGCAACUCGCUCGAUUCCAAGGUGAAGGCGGUGCUGGUAGCGGCGGCAGUCCCAACAACAUGGGCUUCGCAGCUGGUCGGGCUGACGCGGACACUUCUGGCGAUGAGAGCGAAUCCGAGGAGGAAUAGUCGAUGCAUCCCGCAGGCGCUGUGCUUGUGGCCAAGACGGAAAUCGAGGAGGCCUGGGGCUGGCGACUUUUUGUUGCUGCUGUGUAGCUUUAGCUUGUUGUGAUGUCCGCACCAAGCAACAACGUUGGAGUGCUCCUUUUUUUUUCCUUUAUCCAUGAUGUGUAUGAAUAAGGAGGGAUUGAGGCAGCAGGAUACCUGAGAAACAUCCAGCAGCCCAUCUUGCCUCUCAUCAAUGGAGAAAUGAUGAUUAGUGUACAUGUAGCGCACUAGGAGAAGAAGAUAACAGGUAGUUACGCACGUGAAACGAAGGUACGUAGCAAAUUUGAAAUUCCCGAC
Messenger RNA from Sphaerulina musiva SO2202, 4109 nucleotides. Its product is annotated as Bromodomain-containing protein. The coding region runs from base 1110 to 3773 and encodes 887 amino acids. Lineage: Eukaryota; Fungi; Ascomycota; Dothideomycetes; Mycosphaerellales; Mycosphaerellaceae. The record is from RefSeq and is a predicted model, not a curated record. Gene Ontology annotation, cellular component: nucleus; chromatin. Gene Ontology annotation, biological process: chromatin remodeling; regulation of DNA-templated transcription. The transcript is spliced from 2 exons.